AUGCAACUCACGACGUUCCUCCUCGCAACCGCCACCCUCCUCGCCUCCACCGUCUCCGCCCAGAGCAAACCCCACGGCAUCGACAUCGGCAACGAGGCCUGCGUCGGCUCCUGUGUCCGCGACCCUAAGUUGUUGACUUGUCCCAAGACCAAGUACCAACCCGACCAAGGAUGCUACGUCUGCUGCUGGGGGGACGAUGACGCCGAUGCGUGGGCGGAUCACAUUCACGAUGACUUUGGGGAUUUCUGA
Molecule: messenger RNA, 249 nt
Organism: Aspergillus uvarum CBS 121591
Lineage: Eukaryota; Fungi; Ascomycota; Eurotiomycetes; Eurotiales; Aspergillaceae
Exons: 2
Coding region: 1-249 (82 amino acids)
Source: RefSeq, a predicted model, not a curated record